AUGGCACGUGACCGGGCCGGAAGGUUACGCAGCAUCCCGGAGAGCCACGGCGGGCCAUGUAAGCCCCGCCCGGACCCCCAACCGGGGGCGGCGGGCUCUGCGCUGGCCCAGGCCCUGGGGGAGUUCCUUCUGCCCGGGGACCCCCCCGAGGGGGGCGGGGUCUGCGGGGGGGACGGCGACUCGCUGCACGACGGCUCGCUGUUGGACCGCUGCUCCUCCGGCUCCUCCUCCUCCUCCUCCAUCGACAUCGCCUUCGUCAGGUGUCCCCGCACCUCCUCGGCCCCCCGCCGGGCGCUGGCGGCCAACGUGCCCACACCCCGUGAGGCCUACGGGGGGAGCCGCCCCAGGGCCUCUCCCCGGGGCUGCGUGUCCCCAGACGAGGCCGUCCUGAGGCGGCACAGCCCCCAGCGCCCCCUGCAGGCCAGCCAGAGGAAGAGCAAGUCUCUGAACGGCCUGCAGCUGGACAGCACGGUGAGCUGUGUGGACGCCGGUCCCGACCACGGCCACCGGAGGGCGCUGGAGAGACAGGGCAGCAGCAAGGGGUGUCCCACCCCAACACGCAGGGGCCCGGUCCACCUGGGGAGCAGCCCCCACUCCCUGGAGCCCGAACUACACAUCAGCAUCCCCCAGGACCCCGCGGCCCAGGCGUGGGGGGAGGAGCCCCGGUGGAGAGGCGGGGCUGAGGAGAUAAGCCACACCCCUCUGAGUGAGCGGGGAAGGAAGCAGGAGAAAGGAGGCUUCAGAAGCUCCUUCAAGAGGCUCUUCAAGAAGAGAAGUGCGGAGGAAAAGAAGGAGAAGAGUGAAACCAGCGAUCAGGACCAGAGACCGGGACCCCUGGAGGCGGUCCGGGGUACUGCAGUGUGAACACACACACAGUUUUAUUUCCUGUACCACCAUCCUGUUAACUCCACUUUUCUAUGCUAUCAAUGGUCUGUUUAUACCGACCCCUGGUGGUUAGCCAGUGGAACACGGUACUGCGACUACAAUCACUCUGCGUUCAACUCUUUUUGAAUAUCGUAUGCUUUUAAUCGGACUGUCUCUCUGCUCCGAUCAUUUCCAAUUGUAAAUAGCAGACUGAGGUCAGAAUCCAGAGAGCGCUUCAACUCUGAACGAAUGCUAAAUACAACAUCAAGUAUACUUAUUCAAUAUUUAUGCUUAUUAUUGCAGGGAAAACCUUUCUUUGCCUAUUCACAAUAAAUGAUGACUUCUGUACCAAAGACUGUUUUAUAUGCAGAAUAAACA
Molecule: messenger RNA, 1242 nt
Organism: Gadus chalcogrammus (walleye pollock)
Lineage: Eukaryota; Metazoa; Chordata; Actinopteri; Gadiformes; Gadidae
Gene: arhgef33
Product: Rho guanine nucleotide exchange factor (GEF) 33
Exons: 5
Coding region: 1-864 (287 amino acids)
Source: RefSeq, a predicted model, not a curated record